CGGCUCCCUCCCCGCGGCAACACGGCUGCUCUGCCCGAGCUCGGCGACAGGGGCUUCCCCGCCGCCGCCGCCGCCCCGGCCAAGCCCCGCCGCGCCCGCGGCCCGCGGCCGCCAUGCAGUUUAUGUUGCUUUUUAGUCGUCAAGGAAAGCUUCGACUCCAGAAAUGGUAUGUCCCGCUGUCAGACAAAGAGAAGAAAAAGAUCACAAGAGAACUCGUUCAAACCGUUUUGGCCCGGAAACCUAAAAUGUGCAGCUUUCUUGAGUGGCGAGAUUUGAAGAUUGUUUACAAAAGAUAUGCUAGCCUGUAUUUUUGCUGUGCUAUUGAGGACCAGGACAAUGAGCUAAUUACCUUGGAAAUAAUUCAUCGUUACGUGGAAUUACUUGACAAGUACUUUGGCAGUGUGUGUGAGCUUGAUAUCAUCUUUAAUUUUGAGAAGGCUUAUUUUAUUUUGGAUGAGUUUCUUUUGGGAGGAGAAGUUCAGGAAACAUCCAAGAAAAAUGUGCUUAAAGCCAUUGAGCAGGCCGAUCUCCUGCAGGAGCCACGUCAUGAAUAUUUUAAUGUGCCUGUGUACUAAGUGACUGCUCAUCGUGUAUGCCGCAUUUCACAGAGGAACUAGAAAGCUGAUAUGCUUAUGAAAGAAAAUAUCCUCAGCUUGGUGACUCAUAUUAUCUCGUAUAAUAAUAGAACAUUUUAGAACCAAUACCUUUACAACUGUAUUUUUGUCCUUGCUCGCACGUCUUUCUUGGGUUUUAUUUUCAUUCUAUAUGUGUUCUUGAUGUAGCUUAUUCCUGCUCACAACUGAUUGAAUUUCUUCUUGAAAAAAUAUGACCCUUGAAUGUUUAGAGUAAUUUUAUCUUAAGCCACAUACAUGUCACCAUUUUUGAACCACCUGUGAUUAAUCCUCCAAGAGGAAAAACCUAGUAAUCUUUCAAAUGUUUACCAAAGAAGAUAAAGUGAAACACUAGAUUGAAAUACACAGUGCCAUGAUACACAGUGUGCUUUGGUCUGAAAAUGUUGAAAGAAAUGAAACUAUAUUUAUGUGAUUAUAUUACACCGUCUAUAUGAACGAAUGAGCUAAUGUGUUCUAAUGUAUCACAUAAAAGUAUAUUUGGAAAUAAUACAAGAAAGUAAAAAUCUGUAUUAGUAUAUAAUAUUGAAAGUAAAGCACAGGUUUUAAGAAAUGUGUAAUGCCACAUUCAUGGAAUCACCUUUGUGCUAGCUAGAACAAUCAGUCCCUUCAGGAAUCAUCAGAAAACUGUCCAAAGUCUCUGAUGCAGUGUCAUCAGUUCCGUGGAAAGUAAACCCCCUUCAAAGCAUUAAUUUUGGGUUUACUUAUAUAGUUAAAAUUUAAAUACCUAUUUUUAGUAGUUCUUGUUUUAUAAUAUAUUAAGCCUUCAUUUAAAUACUUAUUAAAUUGUUAACUGUAGUUUUAUAUUUCUAAAUAUUAAAACCACUACUGUUGAUCAUUAUUGUGUAUACUCUUAAUAAAACAUGCAACAUAUUUUAUUAUAAAAGGAAAAGUACCAAAUAACUAAUAUUUAUAUCUAAAGAGUUUGAAGCCUAAGUUUAGUAAGUUAUCAAACAAUAAAUUCAAAAGAUGCUCACAUUGGUUUGCCACUGAAAGACCUAUUGACGACGCACACUGGACAGGUAUGCAGGUCCGUUAUUUCCAUUCUUACCAUGCUCAGGGACUGCGUUCAUUUAAAGCACCAGGAUGGCCUACCAAAUACAAAAUUUAGAAUCACACGUAGAAAGCGCUGGGAAACACUGGCCUUUCAUUUCCAUUUUUUCCCACUGCCCUGCAAUGUUACUCAUCUGGUUUUGACGCUGCAUAAAUAUGCAUUGUCUCAUGCCUGUUUGCUUUGGAUGCUGUGUGCUGUAACAAGAUGUUGCUUCUUUUGUUAUCUGUAUACAGCUGCUUGCUUUAAAUAUUCUGAAAGAGCUAUCCUUGCAUGUCUAAAAUAAAAGUAUUGCAUGUACUUUGUCUCAUGUGAAUGACUUUUUUUCUUCUCCAUCCCUGUUGAUAAUAUAUUUUAUAUUUUAGUUUUUCCAGGUAAUCUUUAAAACUCAUGGUACAAAAACAUAACAAUUCAUGAGCUUGACCAUUUUUAAGUGCCUGACUCAGUAGUGUUAAGUACAUUCGCAUUGUUGUGCAACCAUCUCCAGAAGUUUUCCAUCUUACAAAACUCAAACUCUGUACCCAUGAAACAACUGUCCGUUCCCCUCCCCCAGCCCUUGAUAACUAACAACCAUUCUACUUUCACUGUCCACGAAUUUGACUUACCUUAGACAGUAGUUUUUCUGGGUAAUUUUGAGCUGCACUUUUAAGGGGAACAUGUGAAGAUUACAUUUUCUAGUAUAAACACUUGAUAAAAUCUAAUGUACUAUUUAUACAUAUCUCAAAGGAAUAAAAUGUGUAAAUGGCUCUUUGAAACUAGGCCUUUAGAAAGGAUAUUUUAAAUAAUGCAUAUUCGAUAAGCAACAUGAUUCUCUUGAAGAAAUGCUAUAUGAGAUUGCAAACAGUGGACACAUGGGGGAAAUCCGACCAGCUCCAGGGAAGAGAAUGGGGGGGCAUUUUGCAUGGGUAAGCUAAGGAUGUUCCCUGGAUAGAAUUCACUGCCGGUGUCCUUUAAUAAAUACAUUAAAGGUGGUAUAACUUUCUGAAAACAUUAAAUAGAAAUGAUUAAUUUUUUUUCCUUUAAUGUGUUUGUGAUCCAGAUGACAUUAUUUCAGUGUAUUCAAUGUUUAAGACUAAACAUAAAUAAGGUUGACUUAUAUCAUUUGGGGGACUAUUGCAUCAUUUCCAUUAGACUCUUUUAAAACAUUCAUCAAUGAAAACUCCCAGAAAUGCGGGUAGGAGGGCGUCAGAACCUCGUGUUUGCGUCACUCGGCCGCCACAGCCAUCACCUCGGUGCUUGUUACUGCACUGACGUCAUGGGCUUCCCUCAUUUUUCCCUCAGUGUUUUAGGCCAAGCCCUAGCUAUCCUACCAUCUUAUCUUUAAUACUUGAAUACAUGCAGCCACAGGAGAUAAGUACCACACCCCCAAAAUUAACGAUAAUUCCUAAUAGCUUAUUCCUGGUUCCAUUUUCCCGAGUUGUCCAAAAAAUACAUUUUUAUCAUCUCUUAGAAACGGAUUAUCAAGCAAGACUCACUUGGUAUCCAGUAGUUGUCCCUUAAGUCUCUUAAUCUGGAACAACUCUGGCUUUAUGCCCUCCUGCCCUUUUUUUUUAACUGAGACACGUGUGCUAUAGAAUUUCCUCCAUUCUGUAUUUGGCUGAUUGUAAUCUUGUGGUGGUGAUUAAUGUUUUUUAUCUUCCAUAUAGGUUUCGGUCUGUAGCCCCAUUAGAUGGAGGUUCAUGGGGGGUGGGGGGGGACAAGAAACUUCAUGAAUUAGGCUGCCUGUAAGAAACAGCUUUUUUCACCGAAACUAAUUUCCCAUUCUUCAUGAGUAUACAGACAAUACUAAAAUGUCAUCCCAUGAACUCUGUCUAUAGAGUCAGUGUCUAGUACUGCAUCUAGUACUAACUGCUAAAUACCUUCAUCUAGAUUGUGAUUGUAUAACAAUAUCAACUAACAUUUUUGAGCACUUUUUAUAUAAGUCAGGCACUGAGGCUAAUCUCAAUCUCAACAUAGGAAGGUAAGUACUAUGAUUCUUGUUUUCCAAAUAAAGAAACAGACCAUGGAGUUUAAUUUACUUCAAGUUACUUCAUGUAGUACCUUACAUACAAUUAAUCUAAUGUUGUCUGGAUCGAUGGUUUAAUGUGUUCUUUCUUUUUCUUGUUUUGUGCUGUACCACAAUUAGGAUGCAAAAGUAAGUUGUUAUUGGAUACUAAAAAUGAACAGUAAUUCUUAAUAUUUUUAGUUCAGUUACUCUUAAUUUUCUGAAAAAUGCAUUUUUUAAUAAUCAUUUUGUUCGAACCAGAUUCCAAACAAGUUUCCAUUCCAUCAUCAUUUCCCUCCAUUCAUAAGUAAUAUGCCUUUUAACUACAAAGUUGUUGGGUAACACCGGAAAUUUGAGCUUUAUUUUGUGAUAAGCAAAGCAGCCACUCUAAAAUUUUUAAACAUUUUCCUUGAUAUGCCUGCUUUGUCUUCCUUCACAUUUAAAAAGAAUUGGCGUUUACACAGGACAAAAAUGCUCUUUCAUUCCAGAGCAUUCUUACAUUUCCUCCACCGUGGCUGUUGGUUGUCCCGGGGAAGUGGAGGAAAGCCCCGGGAGGAAGAUAUCUCUCUAAGUCCAUGUGCCACACAAACCAAAAAUAAAGCACGGAAAACAAAAUUAAGUGAAGAAUUGGGACAACAUAGGGUUCCCUUGCUUUUUAUUUGGGGGAGGUUUUGAAUUUUAGCGGAGAUAACUUUGCUGUAGACAAUUCGGGUCUGCAGUAGCUUGGCAGCUUUUUGUGUUACAGCACAGGUGCCCAGCACGUGGGUCGGUAAUCUGUGAGGUACUUAAUGCAUGCUGAAAACACCCUUCUGUGGUCUCUGAUGUUUGGGGGCACAAAACCCUAAAUAACCACCAGCUCCGUAGUGGAAUGCACCCCUUGCUUCUCUGAAACUUGCACUUCCCUUGUGUCAAUAUCACAUUCUCAAGCCUCGCGGGAUCUGCUUACCAGAGUCUCACGUUUUCCU
Molecule: messenger RNA, 4629 nt
Organism: Talpa occidentalis (Iberian mole)
Lineage: Eukaryota; Metazoa; Chordata; Mammalia; Eulipotyphla; Talpidae
Gene: AP1S2
Product: adaptor related protein complex 1 subunit sigma 2
Exons: 5
Coding region: 114-575 (153 amino acids)
Biological process (GO): intracellular protein transport; vesicle-mediated transport
Cellular component (GO): intracellular membrane-bounded organelle; AP-1 adaptor complex; membrane coat
Molecular function (GO): clathrin-cargo adaptor activity
Source: RefSeq, a predicted model, not a curated record